UUUGUAAUACCUAAAUUAUUAACAGCUCCUGGUGAACGUGGACCCAAAGGUCAAGAUAAUUUCAAGUCGUACCCAGCCGUCGAUUGCAGUGUGCGAGAUACUGGCUGCAUUCGGUGCCCCGCAGGUUCCCCUGGUUUUCCCGGACCACCCGGCAAAGAAGGCCUUAAAGGUCCUCCAGGCCUACCAGGCAACCCUGGCUAUACACCGAAGAGAGGAGCUCCUGGUCCUCCUGGUCCGAGUGGAAACCAAGGACGUCCAGGUUUAAAAGGUGAUCCGGGUCACAGAGGACUACCAGGGAAGAAUGGGGUGAUACCAGUUCGAAGUAGAGGAAGCAAGGGACCUCGCGGGAAUCCUGGAAAACAAGGCAAACCGGGCAAACCGGGCGUUCGAGCACAGGAUGGUUUGCCUGGAGCCAUGGGUCCUACGGGAAAACCUGGUUAUGGUGGAGAAAGAGGAAAGCCAGGUCAGCCGGGAGUGCGAGGAGCAGCUGGACCACCAGGCCGCGAUGCUGCGUACUGCACAUGCCCAAAACGAACGAUGCUUUUCUUGAAAAAUUCAAAAACAUGA
Cylicostephanus goldi is the source of this 567-nucleotide messenger RNA. NCBI's taxonomy places the organism in Eukaryota, Metazoa, Nematoda, Chromadorea, Rhabditida, Strongylidae. The record is from the annotation of a GenBank genome assembly.